AUGUAUCUGGAUGAUGGUUUUGGAACUUGUGUGGAUAAAGAUGACGCAGUAUUAAUUAGUUCACAGAUUAAACAAGAUCUGAUUGAAAGUGGGUUUGUUCCUAAAGUUGAGAAAUCAACGUGGUAUCCGGUCCAGAACCUGGUGUGGUUUUGGUACCUUGGUUCGUUGGGUAUAGAUGCCUUCACUGUAGAUUGGCAUGGUGUAAACGGAUGGACUCAUUCAGUUGAAAUACAGGAGCUUCCUGAAUGUUUUUUUGGUAAAAUUCACUUAGUUACUGAUUUGCUAGAAGGUUCGAAAGCAAAUUCAACCGUGUUGAAAUACAGUAGAGGUUUUAUGAGGGGGAAACGCUGGGCAACUAAAAAUGGUAUCUCAGACAGUGAUAUUUUACCGGCUAAAUCCCUUCAAGUAGCUUUGUAUUUGUCAGGCAUUAUUCAGGAAAGUAACACUCCUAGUACCCUUAUUAGUGCAUUCUAUAGUUUAAAAUGGGCCCAUGAUCUGGCAGAUUUAGAUUCCCCUACUAAUUCAAGUUUAGUUAAAAACAUCUUGGAGUCUGGGAAGCGAAAAUUAAGUAAACCAGUCAAUAAGAAAGAACCUAUUACUAAGAGUCAGUUGAUAAAUAUGUACGAGAGACUAAUUUGUUCAAUUUAA
This is a messenger RNA of Lottia gigantea (owl limpet), 648 nucleotides long. RefSeq lists its product as hypothetical. The record is from RefSeq and is a predicted model, not a curated record. The transcript is spliced from 3 exons. NCBI's taxonomy places the organism in Eukaryota, Metazoa, Mollusca, Gastropoda, Lottiidae. Bases 1 to 648 code for a protein of 215 amino acids.